AUGGACAAGAGGGACCAGGCCAGGGCCGGGGCCGCCGCGCGGACGCCGGCUUCUCGCCCUCCCGGCCUUCCGACCCCCAGGCUCCCAGGGUCUCCUCGACCUCCUCCCCCAGUAACCUCCGCAGCCCUCCGAGUUCUGGGAGCAGCAGGAGCUGCGGGGCGAAAGCCCCUGGCGGAGCGAGCUGGGGGUAUCGGCGGAGCCGCUCUUCCGGAGGCUGCCCCCCGAGUGGGACCGACGCGGGGCGCUGGGACAGGCCCCCGGAGCCCAGCCUCCAGGCCCCCAGCAGCUGGGAGAGGGGAGCGGACCCCCACCAAGACUCCAGUCCCGGGCUCUGUCUCUAGCUCGGGGCGUGCCAGUGGGACCACCAGGCCAGGCCCCCUCGGCCAGAAGGGUCUCCGUCCCACAGCUGAGGAACUUGUGGCCAGAGGAAAAGCCCCGGAGGCUCCCAGAAGGAAUGCCCUGAGCACCGGGGCACGGAGAGAUUCUUCAGGGCCCACCCCAGGCGCCCCCUCCCCAGCCAUCGCCCGUCGGUCCCGGGCUGCGGGCGGUGAGGUGGGACUUCCCAGGCCAGCUCCGAGUGCCCGGCCACGGCCCCCGACCGAGGCCCCCAGGAAAUCAGUGAGCAGCAGCACGGAGCGCAGCGUAGCGGAGCCGAGCCCAGCUGCUAGGAGGCGGCCUAAUGCCGGCGGGGGCCUCCAGAGACCAGCCUCGCGGCCCCUGAGCUCCAGCUUCACCCCUCUCUCCUCCCCAGCCCGCUCUGGAGCCUCGCCCCGUGGAACGCCCCGGGCUCCUGCGCAGCCCUUGCAGCCCAAGUCCAAAGGGCUGCAGGCUCUGCGCCCCCCACAGGCCACAUCCCUAAGGAAGGACACAGCCCCAGUGCAGCACCCUCUCUCUUCUCCCUUGGCCACACCCUCACCGCUGGGUCCCCAUACACAACAGGCACCGCCUUCCCACAUCAGAGAGGCUCCUCUGCCGGACACACUCCCACCCUCUCCACCGACCACGCCCCCUCCACUGGCCCCGCCCCACAACCAGGCCCCGCCCUCCCUACAGACCACGCCCCGCUCACAGGAUUUUCCCUGUCCCUUGGACACGCCUCUUCCACUAGGCCCUCCUGCGCCUGCUCCACUCUCUCUGCAGACCCUCCCUUCUCCACCGGCCACGCCCCCUCUGCAAGCUCCAUCCCCACACCUAAGUGCAUCCUUUCCGGAAGCAUCUGCCUCUGCCCCGGCCACGGCCGCUUUUGUGGCUCCAUUCUGUCCAUCAGUUUCCCCCACUCUGCAGAGUAUGCCUCCCACCCAGGCUUCUCCGGCUUUGCCCCUUCUUCUGGCUCCACCCUCGCCCGUGGCCACACCUCCUUUGUCAGCCCCUCCACCACCAACCACGCCCCCUCCACAAGCCCCUGUUUCUCCGGCCACAUCUCUGCGGAGUCCACCGUCUCCCCUAGCCACACCGUCUCUGCCGGCCCUUCCCACCCUGACCACGCCCCCUCCACGAACACUUCCUUCUCUGUCUCCGCCCCCUCCUCAGGCCACGCCCUAUCCACCUCUCACACCGCCCUCGCAGGACCCUCCUGUCCCUGACACAGCCCCUCCUCAGGCCACUCCCUCUCCCCUGACCAUGCCCCCCACGCAGGCCCCACUUUCUCUGACCUCCCCGCCUCUGCAGGCCCCUCCCUCUCCUCUGGCCGGGUCUCCUCUGCAGACCCCACCUUCUGUGGGCUCGCUCCCUUCUGUGGGCUCGCUCCCUCUACAGGCCACGCCUCCUUUCCUCCCCACGCCCCCUAUUGAAACCCAACCUCUGACCCCACCCCUUCUGCAGGCCUCUCCUCCCCCUGCCACACACCCUCUGCCCCUUCCCUCUCCUCCAGCGUCACCCCCAACCUCUCCCCUUACCACGCCGCCUCUGCAGGCCCCACCUUCGCUAGCCUCGCCUCCUCCGCGGGCCCCGCCCUCUCCCCCUGCCUCAGCUUCUCUCUCUCCUGCUGCCUCGCUCUCUCCGCAGGCCUCUCCGUCUCCCUCUGUCUCACCCCCUCUCACUCCCCCUGCUUCACCCCCUCUCUCUUCCCCUAACUCACCCUCUCUGCAGGUCUCUCUCUUUCCCUCUGCCUCACACCCCCAGUCUUCUUUGGCCACGCCCUCUCCACUGGCCCCGCCCCCUCUGCAGGCCCCACCUCUCCUGGCCCCUCCCUCUCCCCCUGCCUCGCCCCCUCUACCUACUCCACGCCGCCCCCCGACCCCGGGUCCGGAUGCCAACAUCUCGGGCCCACGGCUGACUCUGGCGCUGGCCCCGGCCCCGCCGCCGCCGCCCUCGCGCAGCCCGUCCAGUACGCUGAGCGGCCCGGACCUGGCCGGGGCGGGGGCGUCCUCGCGGAGCCCGAAGUCCGCGCGCCUGGGCGAGCUGCCGCUGGGGGCGCUACAGGCGAGCGUCGUGCAGCACCUGCUGAGCCGGACGCUACUGCUGGCGGCGGCCGAGGGUGCCGCAGGCGGCAGCGGCGGUGGUCCAGGGGGUGCGGAGGGUGGUGGAGUCGCAGGGGGUGCCCGGGCUGCGCUCAGUGACGCAGAGCUGGGCCGCUGGGCCGAACUGCUGUCUCCCCUGGACGAGUCCCGUGCCAGCAUCACCUCGGUCACCAGCUUCUCCCCUGACGACGUGGCCUCCCCACAGGGUGACUGGACGGUAGUGGAGGUGGAGACCUUUCACUGAGCCGGACCCCAGCCCCGCCUAUCACACCCCAUCCCUGCCUUAGGAUUCGCCCCUACGGUUAUGCCCCUUUGUCUUAGACCCCGUCCCCACUCCUCUGGAACCCCCCACUCUCGGUGGAUUGGUCUUAGCUCCUUAGAGCCCUAGUCUUUUGCUCCAGGCUCCACCGCUGCUUUUGGCCUAGGCUCGGGACCCACCCACACCUUUGGCCUAGGCCCUACCCUCGAGCCACAACCCCCUUGGCCUAGGACACGCCCCCGCCCCCUCGGGCCCCGCUCCGUGUCCCGUAUAUUGUCUACCCCACGCAGCCGGAGUUUUCAAUAAAACCCGGACACUCUA
Messenger RNA from Galeopterus variegatus (Sunda flying lemur), 3039 nucleotides. RefSeq lists its product as uncharacterized. NCBI's taxonomy places the organism in Eukaryota, Metazoa, Chordata, Mammalia, Dermoptera, Cynocephalidae. The transcript has 7 exons. The coding region runs from base 1 to 2703 and encodes 900 amino acids. The record is from RefSeq and is a predicted model, not a curated record.